CUUUCUUCGGAUCCUUCUAGCCAGCCGCGCCUCCGCUCCUGAAAACCCCUUUCAGUCCUCUAGCUCCGGUUCAACUAGCUGAAAUGUCCAGACCACGAGUCUUCUUCGACGUCGCCUCCGACGGCACCCCGAUGGGCCGGGUGGUGAUGGAGCUCCGCGACGACGUGGUGCCAAAGACCGCCGAGAACUUCCGUGCCCUGUGCACCCACGACAAGGGCUUCGGCUACAAAGGCUCCAGCUUCCACCGCAUCAUCCCCAAGUUCAUGUGCCAGGGCGGUGACUUCACCAACCACAAUGGAACCGGUGGAAAGUCCAUCUACGGCAACAAGUUCGCCGACGAGAACUUCACCCUGAAUCACACCGUCCCCGGCACCCUGUCCAUGGCCAAUGCUGGGCCCAACACCAACGGGUCCCAGUUCUUCAUCUGCACAGACAAGACCCCAUGGCUGGAUGGGAAGCAUGUGGUGUUCGGCACCGUGGUGGAGGGGCUUGAAGUGGUGAGGAAGAUGGAGUCCACUGGCAGCCAGAGCGGCAAAACCUCAGCCAAGAUCACCAUCGCCGACUGCGGUCAGCUCUGAGCGCCAGCGCUUAACCUCUGUAGCCACGCCCCCUAGGCUCUGCCCCUUCUGCCAUUCAACAUUCCUUAUAGAUGGCGUUUCAACCCCCCCCCCCCCACACCUACCUUUUUAUUCCCUUAUUGAAAUAAUGUUGCUGCAUUUUGUGACUUUUUUCUUUCAGAAGUUUCUUUUGCAUGAGUGGGUUUGUUUCACAAUGUCCCAACAGUGUUUUAUUUUUUAAGUCCAAAAAAAAGAAUAACAAGAUAAAAUAAAACAGAAAAGUUGCCUUGACAAUUGAAA
Molecule: messenger RNA, 857 nt
Organism: Pseudoliparis swirei
Lineage: Eukaryota; Metazoa; Chordata; Actinopteri; Perciformes; Liparidae
Gene: ppiaa
Product: peptidylprolyl isomerase Aa (cyclophilin A)
Exons: 4
Coding region: 84-578 (164 amino acids)
Biological process (GO): protein peptidyl-prolyl isomerization; protein folding
Cellular component (GO): intracellular membrane-bounded organelle
Molecular function (GO): peptidyl-prolyl cis-trans isomerase activity
Source: RefSeq, a predicted model, not a curated record